AUGCUUAGAAAAGCAGAUGAGGAAUCAAAGAGGAAGGCAGAGGAGGCUGAGGUAGCAAAGGCUCUUGAAGACUUUGAAAACACAUUUCAACAGUCGAAUAAGUUGGAUCGAGCCUGGGUUAAGGGUGGGAUCGUAAAUCCUGGCAAUGAAGAACAUAAGUCUGAUGCUCCUUCCUCUGCUUCUAUGUACAAUCCCGUCUCAAAAUUUGGAGAUAAAUCCUCAAAGACCUUGGAAGUUGGAAAGGUUGAAUCUAAGGGUGAUGGUUCCAAGAAGCCAAUUAUUGGACGAAAAUCUGGUCAAGCAAAGAAAAUGACCAAUCUGGAGUUGUUCAAAGAAGAGUUAAAAAGCCUUCAAAAACAACGUGAGCAGCGGCAUCAACUGAGACAGCAGAAUCGCGCUAGAGGAAUAUCCGAAAGCAAAGCACCGCAAAGCUUGCCUACCUCUGAGCUCUCCUUGGAGUACGAUGAAUCGGACAAGAGAAACCGAAUGCGAGAGUGUAAGGUCGUUUUCCAAGCACAAGAAUAUCUCUUAGAUGGAUAUCCAUAUGAUGAGGACACUGAUAAGUCCACAACCAACCUCUUCCUCGGCAACCUAUGCCCCAAAAUGACGGAGCAACAGCUAUGUGACAUAUUUGGACGCUAUGGCCCCUUGGCCAGUGUUAAAAUUAUGUGGCCACGCACAGAAGAGCAGCGUGCCGUAGCCAGAAAUUGCGGUUUCGUCGCCUUCAUGAAUCGCAUUGAUGCGGAACGAGCUUUGGAAAAUUUGCGGGGCAAAGAGCUGAUGGGCUAUGAAAUGAAGUUGGGCUGGGGCAAAACUGUUCCUAUCCCCGUCUACCCUGUGUAUGUUCCACCCCUCCUUCUUGAGCUCAUCAAGGCACCCUCGCAAUCCGGUCUUCCGUUUAAUGCGCAACCUCGGGAUUGGUUGAAGUCACUUAGGCCAGCAAUUAAGGAAAGGGCGAAGCUCGUUACUGAGUCUAUUGGUAAUGGUGACUCCGCAUCGCACAGCCUACCGCCAGCGCCUGAUCGGUUCCCUUAUAACAUUCAUACUAUGCCGAAAGAGACGUUUGCUAAGGUGUUGGAAGAGGCCGUUGUUAAGGUGGUCAUACCUUCGGAUAGGACAGUGCUGGCUACAAUCCACCGAUUGAUUGAGUUUGUUGUGCGGGAAGGACCUCAAUUCGAGGCUGCCAUUAUGCACAGAGAAGAGAAGAAUCCUCAAUAUAAGUUUCUCUUUGACUACCAAACCCCUGAGCACCUAUAUUAUCGGUGGAAAUUGUGGUCUAUACUCCAUGGAGAACCGGUGAACAAGUGGAGCUUGGAGGAGUUUCGGAUGUACGAGGGUGGGCCGUUGUGGAGACCGCCACCGAUUAACUUCUUUACCAAUGGGAUGCCGGAGGAAUUAGUUGAACCUGCUGACUAUCCAUUUGCUCCGGGGUAUCAUGCUGGGAGAAGCGAUGACGCGAUAGAUUCCGAAUGUCGUGACGAUGCAUUUCGUCGAGGCGCUAGCGGUGAUCGAGGCGGAGCCUUAGGCCUCACUGAGGCUCAGCGCGGUCGUCUAGCGGUGUGGAUCAAUGAUCUGGAGCCCUCUCGAGCCCAAGUCGGUGACGUAAUGCUCUGGUGUUUGGAACACGCUGAUGCUGCUCCAGAUGUUGUCGAUAUAAUUGCCAAGUCACUGAAACGACCCCUAGGCAAACCGGAGUCGGAUGAAGAUACUGAAUAUGGUGGUAGUAAUGUAUUUACAGUCAAACCGGCUACAUCGGUGCAAUCUGUGGUCGCGAGGCUUUUUCUCACUUCCGACAUCCUAUACAACUCGGGAGCGAAAGUACCUAAUGCAUCAUUUUAUAGGAAGUGCUUUGAAAGUCGACUGUUUGAAAUUUUCAACGAUAUUGGGUCGUUUUUCCGUGAACUGGAGAGUAAAUUGAAGGCUGAGCAGCUGAAGCAAAAAGUAAUGCUGUGCUUCCGAGCCUGGGAAGAAUGGGCGAUAUAUCCCAACGAUUUUCUUAUACAACUACAGAAUGUCUUCCUCGGAUUGACGCCCAGUGUGACAUCUAAGAAGUCUGCCAACAUUUCUGAAAUGGAUGAAGAGGCGGUUUCUGGUGUGCACUUAGAAGCUGCUGCUGUUACUUCCAAAUCCAGUGGAAUGACUGCAGUCACUGCUAAUGUGGAGUCUCUUGACGGUGCUCCACUGGUUCAAUACGAUGGUGAUCCUCUAGAUGUGGAUGGCAGUCCAUUAAAUUUCGGUGGUGGGGACAACGAGGAGGAUGAAGGCAUUGAGGGCGUACCGUUGGAUACCACGUGGGUUUGGAUUUAUUGUGGAGCUAAUGUUCUCCAACUUCGUCUAAUUUUAUUUUGGCUAUCUUCUAGUUCCACAAAAUUGAGGGAUGCUAACAAACUACCCUCCGCCCCAGCACCACUUUUUGUGCCAUCCAAGUGGGAAUCAAUUGAUCCGGAUAAAGCAGCUGAAGAGGCAGUCACCUCCAACCGAUGGGAUCUCUUUGCCGACCCAUCUGCUUCACCAUCCAAGCAACCAUCUGCUACAGGUGAAAUUGCAGCCUCAAAAGACGAAGCCGAUGAGGACGUUGAUGGAAAACCACUGGAUGGAUUUGGUGCAGCUGGUCUGGGCCUCGUUGCCUACGACGACGAUGACGCUUUGUCUCCUCCAUCACCACCGCCACAGCAGACAACUGAACCGAUCUCUGAUUCUCGCCGUCGAGCAUUGAGGGAGAUCGAAAUGAAGGUAGUAAAGUACCAGGAUGAGCUGGAAGCCUGUCGUAAGAGGGGCGAUUCAUCGGUAACUGAUGAAGCCAUUUCUAAGCAAGUGGACCGAUUUCGUGAGCGACUUCUGGAGCGGCUAGAAGAAACUCAAGAAGCAUCGACGAAAUCUUCGUCCUCCAAACCUGUCGGCAGCAGCAAAAAUUCUUCUUCAUCAAAGUCUUCAAAGACAUCUUUUCCAUCUUCGACGUCAAAACGACGGCAUGGUAGUAGCAGCAGUGCCAGUAAACGACACGAUGACAGUCGUUCUUCACGUCGACGGCAUUCGAGAUCUCCUGACGAGGACACUUAUUCGGCCUCCCCAAUGUCAGGAAAACGAACUCGAGAAGAGUUAACAGACUUGAGGGAGGAGGGUGAAGCUUCGGACGAUGAAGGCGGUAACUCUCACAAUCAGCAUAAACGUUCCAGGCGUCGAGAUGACGAGAGUCGUAAUCGCGAUCGAUCACCUCGAAGAUCGCGUCGCUCACGCUCACGGUCGCCGUCACCAUCGAAGCGGAGAGGUGGCACCACAUCGUCCUCGAGCAAAUCUUCUCAGAAGAAGAAAUGA
Messenger RNA from Hydatigera taeniaeformis, 3315 nucleotides. The record is from the annotation of a GenBank genome assembly. Lineage: Eukaryota; Metazoa; Platyhelminthes; Cestoda; Cyclophyllidea; Taeniidae.